This is a messenger RNA of Hipposideros armiger (great roundleaf bat), 1868 nucleotides long. It is a transcript of the gene TEX35, whose product is annotated as testis expressed 35. Lineage: Eukaryota; Metazoa; Chordata; Mammalia; Chiroptera; Hipposideridae. Gene Ontology annotation, cellular component: nucleus. The transcript has 9 exons. The record is from RefSeq and is a predicted model, not a curated record. Bases 13 to 651 code for a protein of 212 amino acids.
GCCUUCUCCAUCAUGUCGGCCAAGAGGGCAGAACUGAAGAAAACAAACCUGAGCAAGAACUACAAGGCAGUUUGCCUGGAAUUGAAGCCAGAGCCCAUCAGAGUAAGCAGCUAUUUUGAGACCGGGAUGGCAGCCGGGCCUGGGACUCCUAGGGAGACAUAUGACUACAAACGGGUUAAACCAGAAGGGCCAUUUCCCAAACCAGGAGGGACACGGGAGCUAAAGAAUGAACUCAGGGAGGUGAGGGAACAGCUCAAGGAAAAAAUGGAGGAGAUAAAACAGAUCAAAGACGUAAUGGACAAGGAUUUUGAUAAACUCAAGGAAUUUGUGGAGAUUAUGAAGGAAAUGCAGAAAGAUAUGGAUGAGAAGAUGGAUGUGUUAAUAAACACACGCAAUAGCCGCAAGCUCUCUGCCCCUCCCUGGCUCCCUGUUCCCCUUAGAAGAGGACCAAAGGAGCGUCAGGAGCUCAGGCUGUUAGGAAAGACUGACCCACAGCUCCGGCUCAAGGACAUGGAUGGCGCCCACAGAGCGUCACUUCCUCUUCACAAGAAGACCGCGGCACUACAAACACCAAAAACGGACCCGCUGGGCUCCCUCCAUCCGUGUGAGACCCGCUGUGCCUGGGAAGAUCCCGACAUCACGACCAAGUAGGACUCAAGCCUGGAUGUGCCUGCCCCGAGUGCCACUGGAUUGUUCUGGCCUUUCCUAUAGCAAGACUUGACGUGGUGCCCAGCAGGCUGGCCAUGGACCAGGGAAAAAUGAUCUUCCAUGUGCCGUCUCUGUCCUCUACAGGAGGACAUGUUUGUUGUGUGCCCUAAAGAACAGCUACAAUCAGGGGAAACUUCCACACCGGGCCUGGGCACCCUUCUCACCCUCGCCAUCUGGAGCGCCGUCCUGAUGUAUCUGUGCUUCAACCCUGUGUGACUGAGGACGUGCACCCAACUCAGUGCUGACGCAGAGCCUGCUGGCAGCUGCAGCUCGCCCUCCCCCAGCCCAGGCGCUGCACAGUGAAGGCUUGUUGCCCUCCUCCAUACCACCCCGCCCCAGGCCUCCUUCCGCCCGGAUUAAAACCUUCAUUUAAAGUCAAAGGGGGGUGUCCCGGCUUUGAAUAUCAGCCCCAAACUUGAGUAUGUAAAGAGGGUCUCUUUUUUGGUUCUCAAUCAGUGUAUUCCAGACUCCAAACCCUCUUCCUGCUUCCUGGUGGGUUAGCGGGGAAAUGCUGUCCUGGUCAUUCUUGCGGUCACGCCCUCCCUCUCCACCAUCUCCCUCUCCUCUGCCUGGUUCUGCCAACGUUCCAGGUCAAACGAGAGGGGAGGCCCUGAAAAUAUCAGAUGCUCUUCUGCGUGGUCACAGGAGACACCCCCACUGGCCUAGCCACCUGCUCUCUCCGUGUUCUUGGCUCCUGCACUGUGUAUGGGGGGAGGGGCGGGCGCACGUGGGGGCCCCUGAGAGUCUUGGCGAUGCAGGGAACCCCAGGCCCAGGGUCUAGUACGCAGGAGGACGCAGGGCCCCAAUGCUCAUAGGAGCUCGGUCUCCUGGGGCUCUGAGGACCCACCCUCCUCCCCCACCCAGAGGAGUCAUAUCCCCGAGGCCUCUACAGAGGUGGGGCUGAGCCAGGGGCCUCCCACUGCUCCACUGGGUCCUGCCCCGAAUCCGAAUCCCCGGAGGGAAGAUGAGGCUUGGCUGCCAGCUUCAAAUGCCUUUUUCGGCUUCCGGAGGCGGCCCGUUUCCCUCCUCACAGCGCCCUUCCACCUUCAAAGCCAGCGACGCCCGCAAGUCCCGCUCAGCUCAUUCUGCGUCACUCUGACCCUGGUUCUUCUGCCUCCUGCUUCCACCUUUUAAGGACCCUUGUGGUUACGUCCAGCUCA